GGAAAUAAAAACGUGCAAAAAUCGCUUAAAAAUGCUAGCUAGUGAAACGUUACACAGACAUCAUAACCAUAGCAUAUUUAAACAGCAAGUGUCCUAUGAUAAUGGAGAACAAACGGAACAAGCACCACGUAACGCACCCCAAGUAAAUGGCAAUACCGAUUCGUACAUAGUAACUGCAACAAUUGGUUUAGCAGCGAACAGUGCAAUGCCUGCUCUUGAUAAUGGCAAUCAAAUUGCUAAGACUAGUGGUCUGCUGUCGAUCAAUGCAGACACACCGAGCAUAGGUGAUGCCGAAUUUGAGCUAACCGAUAGAAUGAAUAAACACAAUAUCAAUACUGCUGGCAUUGCAGUCAAUUCAGGAGCAAAUAAUUUGAUACCAAGUCAUCCUAGUGCGAGUAUUGAACAAUUCUUGCGUAAAUGCGUCGACGAGAUUAUCGCGUUGGCCGUAUUUAAAGGUACUUCACGCAAUAGUAAAGUGGUGGAAUGGCAUUCGCCCGAAGAACUUAAAAGCUUAUUUGAUUUCAAGUUGAAAAGCAAGGGUGAAACGCAUGAACAUUUGCUUGAAUUGUUGAAUAAAACUAUUCAGUUUUCUGUGAAAACCGGCCAUCCGUAUUUUGUUAAUCAAUUGUACUCCGGUGUCGAUCCCUAUGCUUUAAUUGGGCAAUGGCUGACCGAUGCAUUGAAUCCAAGCGUAUACACAUAUGAAGUAGCGCCUGUUUUCACUCUCAUGGAAGAAGAGGUUUUAGCAGAAAUGCGUAAAAUUGUUGGUUUCCCAAAUAACGGUUACGGUGAUGGAAUAUUUUGCCCGGGUGGUUCAAUUGCGAACGGUUAUGCAAUUAGCUGUGCUCGUUAUCACAAAAAUCCAAAUACCAAGAAAUUUGGAUUAUUUUAUUCAAAGCGUCAGAUAAUAUUCACAUCGGAAGAUGCACAUUACUCCGUUGAAAAAUUGGCAAUGUUUAUGGGCUUGGGCGCAGAUAAUGUAUGUAAAAUAAAAACAGAUAAUUAUGGUAAAAUGGACAUAAAGAAUUUAGAAGAACGUUUGGAAAAAUGCAUAAGUGAUGGAUGUGCACCCAUGAUGGUUUCAGCUACUUCCGGUACUACUGUUUUGGGGGCAUUUGACGAUCUCAAUUCUAUUGCUCGCGUAUGUGAAAAAUACAAUAUAUGGAUGCAUGUAGAUGCUGCCUGGGGAGGUGGGGCAUUAAUUUCACCGAAAUAUCGUCACCUUCUAAAUGGCAUUGAAAAAGCAGAUUCUGUUACUUGGAAUCCCCAUAAAAUGUUGGCUGCCUCGCAGCAAUGUUCAACAUUUCUAACCCGCCACAAGAAUAUUCUUAGCCAAUGUCAUUCCACCAAUGCUUCCUAUUUAUUUCAAAAGGAUAAAUUUUAUGAUACGACCUACGAUACGGGCGAUAAACAUAUACAAUGUGGACGAAGGGCAGAUGUUUUCAAAUUUUGGUUUAUGUGGAAAGCCAAGGGUACCAAAGGCUUAGAGGAACAUGUUAAUCAAGUCUUUAAAAUGUCUGAAUUUUUAACGGAGGCUAUACGAAAAAGGUCAGGUUUCGAACUAGUCUUAGAUCAGCCAGAAUGUACAAAUGUUAGCUUUUGGUAUGUGCCACCAAGUUUAAGAAAUAUGGAACGCAACGAAGCAUUUAGCACAAAACUUCACACAAUUGCACCAAAGGUUAAGGAGAACAUGAUGAAAAAGGGAUCAAUGAUGGUCACCUAUCAGCCCUUGCAUAAACUUCCCAAUUUCUUUCGCAUUGUAUUUCAAAAUUCGUGUUUAACGGAAACGGAUAUAUUAUAUCUCUUAGAUGAAAUUGAAACGUUAGGAAAUAAACUGUAAAAUAAUAGAAAAUAAUAAAUAAAUUUAUUGUGUAAAUAUGCUCAUAAAAAAA
This is a messenger RNA of Glossina fuscipes, 1892 nucleotides long. It is a transcript of the gene black, whose product is annotated as cysteine sulfinic acid decarboxylase. NCBI's taxonomy places the organism in Eukaryota, Metazoa, Arthropoda, Insecta, Diptera, Glossinidae. The transcript has 4 exons. Gene Ontology annotation, biological process: carboxylic acid metabolic process. Gene Ontology annotation, molecular function: carboxy-lyase activity; pyridoxal phosphate binding. Bases 32 to 1840 code for a protein of 602 amino acids. Gene Ontology annotation, cellular component: cytoplasm. The record is from RefSeq and is a predicted model, not a curated record.